AUGAUCGUGACGGUGCCCAACGCCCCGGACGUCCCGGAGACCAGCCGGAUGUUGGAGGACGUGGACAGUGUCCUGGCCUCCCUGACGCCCUCCUCCGCCUCGCGCAGUAACGCCCCCCCUCCUGUGCCUCUCCCGCAGAGCUACGAACCCGACGAGCUGACGGAGGAGAUGGCCCACCUGGAGGGCCUCAUGAAAGACCUGAACGCAAUCACCACCGCGCCCUAG
Knipowitschia caucasica is the source of this 225-nucleotide messenger RNA. NCBI's taxonomy places the organism in Eukaryota, Metazoa, Chordata, Actinopteri, Gobiiformes, Gobiidae. The record is from the annotation of a GenBank genome assembly.